CCUCCCAUUGGUCCCCACUAGCGCCCCGGGAUGCCGCCAGGCAGCCGAAUGCCCAUGGCAGGGCUGCAGGUGGGACCACCGGGAGCACCUCCUUACGGAGCAGCCUCCCCAAUGAGACCUGGCUUGCCGCAGUCGAUGAUGGACCCCUUCAGGAAACGCCUGCUGACCCCCCAGGCACAGCCGCCGAUGGCCACCCAGAGGAGAGGGGUCAAAAGGAGGAAGAUGGCUGACAAGGUCCUGCCACAGAGGAUCCGGGAACUGGUCCCAGAAUCCCAGGCCUACAUGGACCUUCUCGCUUUUGAGCGCAAGCUGGACCAAACCAUCGCUCGGAAGAGGAUGGAGAUACAGGAGGCCAUUAAGAAACCACUGACGCAAAAGCGAAAGCUGAGGAUUUACAUCUCCAACACUUUCACCCCAGCCAAAGAAGAAGGGGAGGGUGGUGAGCGUGUGGCCUCCUGGGAGCUACGUGUGGAGGGCAAACUGCUGGAGGACCCGAGCAAACAGAAAAGGAAGUUCUCCUCCUUUUUCAAGAGCCUUGUCAUUGAGCUGGACAAAGAACUGUACGGGCCAGACAACCAUCUGGUGGAGUGGCACCGGCUGCCCACAACCCAGGAGACUGAUGGCUUCCAAGUGAAGCGUCCCGGUGACGUCAAUGUGAAAUGCACUCUGCUGCUCAUGCUGGAUCACCAGCCACCACAGUACAAACUGGACCCUCGCCUGGCUCGCCUGCUCGGGGUGCACACCCAGACCCGCGCCAGCAUCAUGCAGGCGCUCUGGCUCUACAUCAAGCAUAACAAGCUGCAGGACAGUCACGAGAAGGAGUACAUCAACUGCAACCGCUACUUCCGCCAGAUCUUCAACUGCAUCCGCAUGCGCUUCUCUGAGAUCCCCAUGAAGCUGGCGGGGCUCCUGCAGCACCCAGAUCCCAUCAUCAUCAACCACACCAUCAGUGUGGACCCCAAUGACCAGAAGAAGACGGCCUGCUACGACAUCGAUGUGGAGGUGGACGAUCCCCUGAAAGCUCAGAUGAGCAACUUCCUGGCUUCCACCACCAACCAGCAGGAGAUCGCCUCCCUGGAUGCCAAGAUCCAUGAGACCAUCGAAUCCAUCAACCAGCUGAAGACGCAGCGCGAUUUCAUGCUGAGCUUCAGCAACAACCCGCAGGAUUUCAUCCAGGAAUGGAUCAAAUCCCAGAGGAGGGACCUCAAGAUAAUAACGGAUGUGAUCGGGAACCCCGAGGAGGAGCGGCGAGCCGAGUUCUACCAGCAGCCCUGGGCACAGGAGGCUGUGGGCAGACACAUCUUUGCCAAGGUCCAGCAGCGUCGGCAGGAACUGGAACAAGUGCUCGGGAUCCGCCUCACCUAAAGGGUCGGUGGAGGCUCGGGAGCUCCUUCUCCUCUCCCUGCUGCCUGAGCCUGACGGUACUUCUUACUGGAAUCAAAUACAGCACUUGCACAAACCCUACGUGCCUGGAGGGAUUCGGAGCCACUAGCCCCCCCUGGGCUCCCCUCGGCCGGGAAGCUCUAGCCACAGGCAGAGCA
This is a messenger RNA of Charadrius vociferus (killdeer), 1541 nucleotides long. It is a transcript of the gene SMARCD2, whose product is annotated as SWI/SNF related, matrix associated, actin dependent regulator of chromatin, subfamily d, member 2. The transcript is spliced from 13 exons. Gene Ontology annotation, cellular component: SWI/SNF complex; nucleus. NCBI's taxonomy places the organism in Eukaryota, Metazoa, Chordata, Aves, Charadriiformes, Charadriidae. The coding region runs from base 31 to 1365 and encodes 444 amino acids. Gene Ontology annotation, biological process: regulation of transcription by RNA polymerase II. The record is from RefSeq and is a predicted model, not a curated record.